Messenger RNA from Cuscuta europaea, 1024 nucleotides. Lineage: Eukaryota; Viridiplantae; Streptophyta; Magnoliopsida; Solanales; Convolvulaceae. The record is from the annotation of a GenBank genome assembly.
GCCGCACCUUGAAAUUAGAUGGGCCGGCCCAGACGAAAGGUACCCAACCCAAUUACCCAAGCCUUAUUCCAUCGCACAACACCCUAAAAUAACGCCGACACACUCAUCUCUGAUCUCCCCCAUCUCCCUCUAAUCACAGAACGCAGCAGAGUAACGGCCUCUCAGGCAGCGGCACUCCAUCAAGCAACCACCCACAACGGCGAACACCUUCCAAGCUCAACGGCUGCCGUCACAGAUUCAAAAAGACCCUAGAGAGAAAAAACAACCAUCCUCAUCUUCAGUGCUCGGAAUAUCAUGGCAAGACUCAAGCAAAUAGCUACCAAGAAACAAGGUUCCGGAGCAUCCCCUUCCACGAAGCGAGUGCCGCCGACGAAGGGUAAGCCGAUGAAAAAUUCCAAAUCUGGUUCCGCUCCUAGUGAAGCUUCAGCACGGAAGCCUCGUCGCUUUAAGCCCGGAACUGUUGCUCUCCGGGAGAUCCGGAAGGCCCAGAAAUCAUGCAAUCUUCUUAUUCCUGCAGCCCCUUUUGUCAGGCUUACUAGGAAGUUAAGCAUCUUCUUUUCACCGGAUAUGAAACGCUGGCAAGCAGAUGCUCUUAAUGCACUGCAGGAGGCGGCUGAGUUGUAUUUGGUGGAACUCUUGGGAGAAGCGCAGCUAUGUGCUAUUCACGCCAAACGUGUCACGUUGUUGAAGAGAGAUUUUCAACUUGCAAGGCGCAUGACCGGGAAAGGUCGACCCAUGUGAUUGUGAAUCUACCGGUCUACUUUUUUGUAUAGAGUUUUUGUUGGCGGCAGACUUUUAGACUAGGGUAGUGAUAUGCGAAGUUGGAACAUGAAAGUAUGGAACUGUGUCAUUCAUACAUUCAUGCAAUAUUGAACUUUUAGACUACCUGAAAUGUUGCGCGAAAAUGUUAUAUUGACGUGGAUUUUGUAAGCAAAUGUUUGAUACUCGAAAUUAAUUACUCGAAAUUAAUUACCGUUAAAGUAUUGUACGGUAAUACGUUCUUAUCUAACCAUUGCAUCCUGUA